GUGGGAGGAACAAGAUGGCGGCGCCGGCCGCGAGGACUACAACGCCCACAAAGCCCCGCGCCCCGUCUCCCACCGAGGCUUCGUAAGCCGGCGGGCGAGGGGAACAAGAUGGCGGCCUUGGCCGUGAAGCGGCGGAGUGGCCAACCAAGAGCCCCAAGAGGAAGCCCAGAAGGAGGACAGGUGGGCUGUCAGUCUCUUCUGCUGCUUCUCCUAGUAGCUACCUGCUCAGUUUAUCACAUGGUGGAAAGUAGAGGCCAAAUCGUACCUCAACGAUGCCUGGCACCUCUUUUGCCUGUUUCCUUCUUCAUGUUUCUCCAGACACCUACUCUCCAGGAGUCUGUUGCUGUUGUGCUGCCUUGCGCCCUCGUUACAAGCGGCUGGUGGAUAACAUCUUCCCCGAAGAUCCCAAGGAUGGCCUUGUCAAAGCGGAUAUGGAGAAGCUGACCUUCUAUGCGGUCUCUGCCCCAGAGAAGCUGGAUCGGAUUGGUGCCUAUUUAGCAGAGAGGCUGAGCCGGGAUGUUGUCAGGCACCGUGAUGGGCAUGUCUUCAUUGCGAUGGAGGCCCUGGACCAGCUCUUAAUGGCCUGCCAUUCCCAGAGCAUCAAGCCCUUUGUGGAGAGCUUUCUCCACAUGGUCGCUAAGCUGUUGGAGUCUGGAGAGCCUCGGCUUCAGGUCUUGGGGACCAACUCGUUCGUUAAGUUUGCGAACAUCGAGGAGGAUACGCCUUCCUAUCACCGCCGCUAUGACUUCUUCGUGUCUCGCUUCAGUGCCAUGUGUCACUCCUGCCAUAGCGACCCAGAGAUAAGGAAUGAGAUCCGGAUUGCUGGCAUCCGGGGCAUCCAGGGGGUGGUUCGCAAAACAGUGAACGAUGAGCUCCGAGCCACCAUCUGGGAGCCUCAGCACAUGGACAAGAUUGUUCCCUCGUUGCUUUUUAACAUGCAGAAGCCAGAAGAUGUGGACAGCCGAAUUGGGCCGCCUUCCUCCCCGACAGGAGGCGACAAAGAGGAAAAUCCGGCCGUGCUAGCGGAGAACUGCUUCAGGGAGCUGCUGGGUCGUGCUACCUACGGGAACAUGAAUCAUGCUGUCAGACCGGUCUUUGCACAUCUGGACCAUCACAAACUGUGGGACCCCAAUGAGUUUGCUGUCCAUUGCUUCAAAAUCAUCAUGUACUCCAUCCAGGCCCAGUAUUCCCAUCAUGUGAUCCAGGAAAUCCUGGGGCACCUGGACAGCUGUAAGCGAGACUCUCCCCGCGUUCGCGCCGGCAUCAUCCAGGUCCUUCUAGAGGCCGUGGCCAUUGCUGCUAAAGGAUCCAUCGGCCCAACGGUUCUGGAGGUGUUCAACACUCUGCUGAAGCACCUGAGCCUGAGCGUGGAUCUGGAAUUGGGCCACGGGAGCGACCCCGAGGGCGGCGCCAGCCAGGCUGCCCGCUCCAAGGAGAACGACGAGAAGAUCGUCCAGAACGCCAUCAUUCAAACCAUCGGCUUCUUUGGCAGCAACCUCCCCGAUUACCAGCGGUCUGAGAUCAUGAUGUUCAUUAUGGGGAAGGUCCCUGUCUUCGGGGCCGUGUCUCAGACUCUGGACACCAGCCAACUUGGGGAUUUGGGAACCAGGAGGAUUCAGAUCAUGUUGCUCCGGUCUUUGCUGAUGGUCACAUCAGGGUACAACGCCAAGAGUAUCGCCACCGUCCUCUCGGCCUCAUUUCUCGACCCCCUGCUGUCCUCUUCUCUCAUGGAGGACGGCGAGCUCCGGCAGCUGGUCCUGGAAAUCCUGCACAAUCUGAUCGAUCGGCACGACAACCGAGCCAAGCUCCGAGGAAUCAGGAUCAUCCCUGAUGUGUCUGGUCUGAAGAUCAAGAGAGAGAAGAUUUCUCGGCAAGAUGUGAGCUUCAUGAAGAAGCACGGCCAGCAGCUCUAUCGGCACGUUUACGUGGGCUGCAAAGAGGAGGACAAUGUGCAGAAGAAUUUCGAGUUGCUCUACACGUCGCUGGUCCUGAUCACCAUCGAGUUAGCAAAUGAAGAGGUGGUCACCGACCUCAUCCGCCUGGCGAUUGCCCUGCAGGAUACGGCCAUCCUGAAUGAAGACAACCUCCCCAUGUUCAACCGCUGCAGCCUCAUGGCGCUGGUCGGCGCGUACCUCAACUUCCUGAGCCAGAUGAUUGCCGUGCCCGCCUUCUGCCAACAUGUCAGCAAGGUCAUUGAAACUAGAAGUGUGGAAGCUCCGUUCUUUUUGCCAGAAAUCAUAUUCCAAGAUAAGUGCAGUCUUCCCAAGACCUUGGACAAGGACGACAAGCACCUGUUUUUCCUGACCCAUAAGAUUGCUGAAUCCUUGGGUGGAAGCGGAUACAGUGCGGAGAGGCUGUCGGUGCCUUACGUUCCCCAGGUGACAGAUGAAGACAGGCUGUCCCGAAGGAAGAGCGUUGUGGAUACGAUCUCCAUUCAGGUGGACCUCCUUCCGGGCAACGGCGCAGAAGAUAAGGUCAACAACACAGAGGAAAUUACCUUUGAAGCUCUGAAGAAAGCAAUUGACAACACCGGCCUGGAAGAGCAGGAGAAGGAGAAGAGACGGCUUGUCAUCGAGAAGUUCCAGAAGGCUCCCUUUGAAGAGAUCGCAGCCCAGUGCGAAAGCAAGGCCAACCUCCUUCAUGACCGGCUCACUCAGAUACUGGACCUGACCAUUCGCCCCCCUCCCAGCCCCUCGGGGACCCUGACGAUCACAGCUGGACAUCCCCACUACCAGUCCGUUCCGGUUUAUGAGAUGAAGUUUCCAGAUCUGUGUGUGUAUUAAGAGCCUUUCUGGCCUCUGCUAGGCCUGACGUUAAGCCUUGGCGCACUGGGUGUAAAGCAAGCCUCCGAGGCAUGUUCUGUGCAGCAGCCUCCACACU
This is a messenger RNA of Pogona vitticeps (central bearded dragon), 2880 nucleotides long. NCBI's taxonomy places the organism in Eukaryota, Metazoa, Chordata, Lepidosauria, Squamata, Agamidae. The record is from RefSeq and is a predicted model, not a curated record.